CUUAUAAUUGAUCUCUCUUUUAUCUGUCGAUAAUGAAGGCACGGGCUCUUCUUCCCUUGUGUUGCCGGAGCUGGACAUCAUUGGCAUCACCACCAUGCCGGAGAAGACAGCACCGUGUAGGCGGCGAGGUGGUUGUGAGAGCAAGCGGAGGAAGAGAGCAUCACCGGUGGGGAAGGCUGGUGGAUGAGAACAUGAUCGUCCUGAGACUGCGAAUAAGAGAGAUGAAAAUGAUGGAGAAAAACAACGACGAGGAAGAAGAAGAAGAAGAAGAAGAAGAAGGAAUGAUGGAGUGGGAGAGAAAGUAUUACGUGGGUGAAUAUGGGGAGCAUGUUUGUGUGGUCGUAGGAUUGUUGCAGGGUUAUUUAAUGAGUGUGAGCCUUGUUUUGCUAUGGUUUUGAUGCUUCUUGUUACUUUGAGUGUGUUCAUAUCUUCUGGGGUGCUUCUCUUUAACUCUAUCAAGACGGUGAACGCCUUCUUCUUAUUUCUCGUGUGUCUGGUGUUGAAGUUACGAGCUUUCAUUACUCUCUAGGUUUUCAUCAUGUAAUCAGUGAAAGGG
This is a messenger RNA of Prosopis cineraria, 556 nucleotides long. RefSeq lists its product as uncharacterized. The coding region runs from base 33 to 398 and encodes 121 amino acids. The record is from RefSeq and is a predicted model, not a curated record. The transcript has a single exon. Lineage: Eukaryota; Viridiplantae; Streptophyta; Magnoliopsida; Fabales; Fabaceae.